Molecule: messenger RNA, 693 nt
Organism: Colletotrichum graminicola M1.001
Lineage: Eukaryota; Fungi; Ascomycota; Sordariomycetes; Glomerellales; Glomerellaceae
Exons: 1
Coding region: 1-693 (230 amino acids)
Source: RefSeq, a predicted model, not a curated record
AUGCGACUGUCGUCAGAUUCCAUACUGCGAGCCUCCCUCGUGGCGGCGGCGUGGCUCGCUUCCACCGUCCGCGCGAUUCCAAAGGUCGUAGACCGCGACGAUCCGCCACCGAAUCCUCCGGGACUAUCGCUCCAGUCCCCGAUUGCGACGGCCGAGCAGGUCGAGAUCACGGGGCCCAACCCGACGACGACGACGACGACGACGACGACGACAGCGUCGCCGCCGCUGCCGCAGCAGCAACAGCAGCAGCAAGACAAACCGCCGAUCCCCAUCACGGUCCAGCUGUUCGAGAGCUCCCCGGGCGUCAAGACGUGCCGCGGAUCGGCGUUCGUCAAGAUGGUGCUUCCGGCGGACGCGUCGAAGGAGCCCGCGUUCACGAGCAAGGACGGGCAGUGCUACGACCUGACCGAGACGGCGCAGUGCGGGAUAUUCGCUGGCAACAAGGCGGACGGGUGCGAGGCGAAGCUGUUCCGCGGGUCACGGUGCACCGAGUUUGCGAACUUGGCCGUGUUCCAGGAGGAGCUGCGGCCGGUGGGAGGCUUCUUCACGAGCAUCAGCAUCAAGUGCGGCAUCGCGCCCGUGGAGCCCAAGCCGCUGAGCCUGGGGAACCUCGGCGGGAAGUUGCAGAAGCCGCCAGGCAAAGGGUCGACGGCGGCGGCCAGGGCAGUGGACGCAGCGAUGAGGGCUGCGUAA